GAAAGGCUCAGACACUGUUGGCAGCGCACACUGCUCCCGCGCUUCAUGCCAGCGCCGCUCAGCUGCGCUCCUAUUUGUCCGCCCGCCCGCCCGCUCACGCGCGCGCUCCCCACACACACUCCGCCAGGCUGGGUGUGAGGAACGGCAUGGAAUGGAAUCUCAGAAGGAUGGAGAGCGAACUGAGACAGAUCAAUCCUGACUUGCUGCAGCCCAGCAAGAGCUUUAAGAAACCUUCCUCCGGCACCAUCACCAUCAACGUGGGGGGCUACCUGUACGCCGCACAGCGCCAGACCCUGGCCAAGCACCCCGGAUCCCUGCUGGAGGAGAUGGUAACCGGGAAGAAGCCCGUGCUGCACGUGGACUCCAUGGGUAACACCUUCAUCGACCGUGACGGGCCCAUCUUCCGGCACGUGUUGAAUUUCCUGCGCCUGGGCGAGCUGGUGCUGCCCGAGGACUUCAAGGAAGGCGAGCUGCUCCGCCGCGAGGCCGACUUCUACCGGUUGAGCGAGCUGGCCCAAGCCCUGCAGAACUGGGAGCAUCAGCAGGCCACGCAGCGCGAGCCCGCCUUCCUGGAGGUGACGGACAGCCACGAGCGCUCGCAGGGUCUGAAGGUCUACAGCAGCGACAACAGCUUCAUCGAGAAGGUGAAAAGCCGCCUAGUGCAGAUCUCAAAAAGUCGCUUGGAUGGCUUUCCGGAGGAGUUCGAGGUGUCGUCCAACGUCAUCCAGUUCCGGCAUUUCAUCAAGUCGGAGCAGGGCUCUCGGCUUGUGCUGAAGCAGGACAGCACGUUUUUGUGUACACUGGAGUGUCUGAAGCUGGAGACGGUGAUGCUGGCACUCAAAGGGGGUUUCCGCCUGCUCACCAGCCUAGACAGCAGUCGCGGAUCAGUGGUUCAGUGCGAGGCUCUGCAUUUUGUCAAGUGACCCGAGCAGAACUGUCACCACUAACCACAUGACCUGCCGAAAACCAUCUUGCAUUAACAAACACCAGCGUCCUCAACCGAAAACCUGUUCUGGAAUACUCCGCUAGUCUGCUUCUACGUGACACACUCAAUGGACAGCCUUGAGAAACAAGAGAGAUGAUAUGUACUGUACUGUGGGGUUUUGUAUGGCUUGUGUAUGUAGUCGUCUUCUGUUUGCAGUUGUUUUUACAAGAGUAGCAAUGGUUUGUGAUAGUGAUAAUGAUAAUGGAUCUGAAUUGCAGAGUGUUGUGGAAUCAAAAGGCUGAGUGUGAUGAUCAUUACAUUUGUGAGCAAGUUUUGUGAUUUCUGGUCAUGUGAACACGUAGUAAACAACAGGUUGUAAUUUUGAGUCUGUGAAUGUUUUGCACAAUAAAGCCGCAUUAUAAUUUAUUCAAAGCACUGUUGAAAUGUUUAUGAAUGAGACUGUGGUUCAUCUUCUAGGUGAAAAUAUACACUGGCAAACACUGCAUAUGGUUUUGUCUGUGAACUGUGGAAUGUACGCUGACAAAUUACUGUGGGCUGUAUAAAUAGAGCUUUAUUUUUUCUUAUUUGCAGUAAGUAUGCUUGUAAGGAAGAUACUCUGCCCUAAAUUGAAAGUUUGUUAUAUUAUGCAGCAAAAUGUGACCUAAAAUUAAAUUUCCUCCAGCAUUGA
This is a messenger RNA of Rhinichthys klamathensis goyatoka, 1613 nucleotides long. It is a transcript of the gene kctd4, whose product is annotated as potassium channel tetramerization domain containing 4. The transcript has a single exon. The record is from RefSeq and is a predicted model, not a curated record. Gene Ontology annotation, molecular function: protein binding. Gene Ontology annotation, biological process: protein homooligomerization. The coding region runs from base 147 to 923 and encodes 258 amino acids. NCBI's taxonomy places the organism in Eukaryota, Metazoa, Chordata, Actinopteri, Cypriniformes, Leuciscidae.